AAAAACAGAACAAUUAAUAACAGAUUGCUUCAUGGUAAAAUUUAUCACCAGGCAAACAUAAAAAGAUAAAUAAUAAAAGAGUAAUCCAUUUACAAGACUCUCCUCCUCUUAAAAAAAGGGAAAGUGUGUUGUCAGACUUCGCAUUUAUAUCAAAAAGAGCAGGAAAGUGUUAACAUCAUCAUGAUAAGUGGUGCAUUUUAGAUAUUUUGCUUUUCUAAGUACCGUACACGUAAGUUUUCUGAGCAACAUAAUAAGCACAUCUAUUUAUGGUGGUCAAGAUAACAAACAUUAAUAAAUAAUAAACAUGAAUAAAAAUUUAGUAAUGUGCAGAUAAAUUCCCAUUUUUUAUGAAACAUCUGGGUCACUAAAUCCACUGUAAUUUGAGAUUAAUUAUGUUCUUCUUUGGUCUAACAAUAAGUGGUAGACUAUAACAUACUUACAAAUAAAAAAACAACAAUACAGUUACAGAAGAAUUUGUAGGUCAAAAUUAAUAUAUAUAUAGUAACAUAAAAACUGAUUCAUUUGAUAAAGUAAUGCCAGUUUUGGACUUUUAAAUGUGUGUAAGUGUGCUGAGAUAAACAGCAUUCAUUAUGCAUUAUUAUAUAUAAAUUAAUCUGAAGGGUUCAAUGUGCAAUAUGCAAUCAUCUUGUUCAGAUAUUGUUCGGAUAUCCAUAGUAUGAUCAUUGUUUAAACAGCACUUUGUCAAGGACGGCCACAAAACCUGGUUUGACUGAUUAUUAAUUGAUUAAAUAUGUAAUCAUAUCAGGGCAUGGCAAUAAAAAUGAACAUUUCUCAAUGCAAACAUCAGUGUUGAUGUGUUUGAAUGAGCAUGACGAGUUUUUUAUUACUAUAUAAGUGUGUGUGUGUAUGAGAUUUGAGUGACAGGGUGGUCUUUUUUUGUGGUGUGGGGGGUGAACGGUGACAUUGUCCCCCUUCGCUGUCACGUGCUGUGGAAUAUGCUGGCUGCCUUUGUCAGCCUGUGACUUGUUCUGCUUUUCUGGCAGUUUCAUACAAUGGUGCCCUCACGCACUAUGAUGUUAUCAAGCCCCUCACAGUACGACUGCUGGAAUUCAGGCCUGCAUGCAAGCAUCCUUACCUGGGACACAUGGAUAGCACAACCUUGAGACACAGCAAGCGCUCAUAGCAGGGAGGACUCAAAGGAGGAGUCAAAUAUCAGUGUUCACACAGGAUGUCUCUCAGAACAGAGGGGGCCCAGUGUGGUGGUGUUGCUGUGGAGUUUGACAAUGAUAAUGACAGAGAUUCACCUGUGACCAAAACCAGGAAUAUACCACAAUCAGCCCUCAUCUACCUCAAGGGCCCCAAGUUCCUCAUCUAUGUUAGUGGAGCGUUAUCUAUGUGGGGUGAUCGCAUGUGGCAUUUUGCCAUCUCUGUCUUCCUGAUUGAGCUGUAUGGGCAUAACCUGCUGUUAACUGGCAUCUUUGGACUGGUGGUGGCCGGAUCGGUGCUCUUAUUAGGGGCUUUGAUUGGAGACUGGGUUGACCGCAACCCGAGAAACAAAGUGGCCCACGCAUCCCUAUUUAUUCAGAAUAUCUCAGUGACCGUCUGCAGCAUUGUGCUCAUGUUGGUGUUCUCGUACAAAAAGUGGAUUGAGGAAAUCUGGGAUGGGUGGCUAACUGUGGUUUGUUAUACGGUGGUGAUCGUCCUGGCAGAUGUGGCGAACCUCGCCAGCACAGCUCUCACCAUUGCCAUCCAGAGAGAUUGGAUAGUGGUGAUCACAGGCUAUAACCGUGGUCAUCUCGCAGGAAUGAAUGCUACAAUGAGGCGGAUCGAUCAGGUGACCAACAUCCUGGCUCCACUGGCAGUGGGUCAGGUAAUGACCCUGGCCUCUAAUGUGGUUGGCUGUGGCUUCAUUUUAGGAUGGAAUCUGGUGUCCCUCAUUGUAGAGUUCAUCUUCCUCUCCAGAGUCUACCGGAUUGUACCAGCGCUGUCCGCCAAACCGCCAGCUAUGGAACAUCAAAGCUAUUUAGAGAAGAAAAGAGAAAGAAAACGCUCACAAGGCAGGACCUCAGCAUGUCCAGCUGCUGCCAUCUCAGAGGAAAGCACCAGCCUGCAUUUACAAGAAAUAAGCCGAAUACCAGUGUGCCUCCAUCGGCUGCGUGGGCUCCUCAGCACCUGCCGGGAAGGAUGGAGGGCGUAUUAUAGACAGCCUGUUUUCCUCGCCGGCCUGGGCCUGGCCUUCCUUUACACCACAGUGCUGGGCUUUGACUGCAUCACCACUGGCUACGCCUACACCCAAGGCAUCAGCGGCUCGCUGCUCAGCAUUCUGAUGGGUGUGUCGGCCGUGGCGGGGCUUCUGGGUACUGUGCUUUUCACAAAGCUGCGCAAAGCAUGUGGCCUGGUCAACACUGGGGUCAUUUCCAGCGCUCUGCACCUAGUUUGCCUGUUGCUUUGUUUGUGGUCCGUGUUUGCCCCCGGUAGCCCCAUGGACCUCAGCAUACUAAAUAUGGGGAAUGCAUCAGAUGUGGGAGGGAUGACUGGAGGUCACCAGAGGCACAUAUACCCACUGCGUGGAGGCAGCAACCAGCCUCUGCUGCCAGACCGUUCCUCCAUUCACUGGACCAAUAACACUGUGCUGUUUGAGAACGCACCAGCAGGGACUGAACCAGAGUCUUACGUCUCCAUCAUCCUGCUGUUCCUUGGAGUCAUUACAGCUCGAGUUGGUCUCUGGUCCUUUGACCUGACAGUGACUCAGCUCUUGCAGGAGACCAUAUGUGAAUCAGAGCGUGGGGUAGUAAAUGGAGUCCAGAGCUCCAUGAACUACCUGAUGGACCUGCUGCACUUCAUCAUGGUCAUCUCUGCACCCCAGCCACAACACUUCGGCAUCCUUGUCAUCAUCUCCAUCCUGUUCAUUUUCACAGGACACACCAUGUACUUCCUGUAUGCCAGAAAAAUCAAGAGGAAACCACGUACAAACACAUAAGCAACACAAAUCUCUCUUGUGAAUGUGUCUCAAUCCCUGCGCUGUGCCGUGUGUUAAGAUUCACUUACACAAAACGCACUGUAUCCAGCUCAGAACAUUGAAAAAAGCUGUCGCCGUGAUCUCUUUGGAAGAAAGAAAGGGUUUGGCAGCAGCGUAGUACUCAGGUGAACAUAAUCAGGAAACAGCGCCUCCUGUUGACAGUCAAAAGAAACACCCUCAUAAUAAACUUUCCAAGCUUUCCUGGUA
Molecule: messenger RNA, 3187 nt
Organism: Cyprinus carpio (common carp)
Lineage: Eukaryota; Metazoa; Chordata; Actinopteri; Cypriniformes; Cyprinidae
Product: solute carrier family 40 member 1
Exons: 9
Coding region: 1190-2941 (583 amino acids)
Biological process (GO): iron ion transmembrane transport
Cellular component (GO): membrane
Molecular function (GO): iron ion transmembrane transporter activity
Source: RefSeq, a predicted model, not a curated record